CAUCCCACACGGCAGAACGUUCAACCUUUCCCAAGGUCUGUUGGCAUACUUGGCACAGUUGUAGUUGCUACACCAUAUUUUUCUGCGUCGUCGUCUUCUUUGGUUGAAGACGGCCUGUGGGGAGUCUCGGGUGACUGAACUGUGCGGAUGGGGUACUAGUACGUAAUGUUAUUCAGCACCAUUGUAGCACAGAUAUCGGUGGUGCUUGUUUCACAACUUUGUUAGGAGAAAUCUUAUCACAACUGAGGAAACGGUAGAAUCCAACCAAAGGGGAAGGGAACCCUAAAUAUCAGUGAAUGUUCUCUGUGCGUGCAGGCCAGCAGUAUUCUGUCUUGCUGAAUCUUUAGGCCUAUCUACGCUGCUGUGUGAGAGACUCGGGCCUAGUGGUGGUUGACGCAGGUGGUUGCCAAGAUGCAGUACUACGCGUGUCCGCGGGGCGCGCUUCUCUGGGUGUGUGCCGUGCUGUUGAGCGGAAGCUGGGAGGUAUUAGCAGGUGGCUGUAACCUGAGCCCCUGCCGCCAUGGUGGCACCUGCGUCAGUCUGGAGGGUGCGCAUGCCUACCGGUGUGAAUGCCCAGCGGAGUAUGUGGGACAACACUGUGACUUUCUCCUUGCUGGUUGUGGGCACCAGGUUGGCCUGGCGGAUGGAUUUAUCACGGAUAGCCAGUUGUCCGUCUCCUCGGCGCUGGACAAGAACGACCCGCAAGGUGGCGCUGGGAGACUGCACGGAGUUGUUCCGUGGAGACCAUCCGCAGACGACAGCCAUCCCUGGAUACAGGUUGACCUUAACGUGACCUCCACAGUCGUGGGUGUCAUCACGGAGGGCAUUAGACAGCAGGGGUCGGCGUAUUACGUCACGAGUUUCACCGUCAGCUCCAGUCUGGACGGAGUCAAAUGGUCCCCGUACACAGACCCGGCUUCGUACAGGGAUAUCCAAUUUCCCGUGAACAGCGUCAAGGCGACCACUACCCGUUUUGAGUCUGCGCUGACCGCGCGGUUCUUCCGACUGUACCCGACCAACUCCACCGUGCCGGACGACAUACGGCUCAAGUUGGACCUCCUCACGUGUAAAGACGACUGUUCCCACCUGCGGACGCCAUGUCUACAGAACAGCACCUGUACCAACGACCAAGGUGUGCACGACUUCACCUGCACCUGUCAGGACGGUUUCCAUGGAGACAGGUGUGGACAGAUGGAUGAAUACCGUACCUGCCCGGUACCUCUCGGUCUGGGCAUGGACAUCUUGGAGAUCUCGGACGAUCAGCUCUCCGCCUCGAGCCAGAAGAACGCCGCGGUGGGGCCGGGCAUGGCCCGCCUCGACUUCCGCAAGGGAGGCUGGCGCCCCGACCUCACAGACUCCCAGCCAUGGAUACAGGUGGAUCUUCUCCGUCCAACACUGGUGACAGGAGUAGUGACCCAGGGCCGCACGGGAAUAUGGGUAGAGACGUACAAGAUAGGCUACAGUGACGUCACGGAUGGCGGCUCUUUUGCCAUCUACAAGAACCCGGAUGGAAGUGACAAGGUAUUUGAGGGAAAUCUGAAUGACGGCGACACGAUGCGGAAUGACGUCAGCCCGCCCAUCCGUGCCCGCUACAUCCGGGUCAUCCCGCACUCCUGGAGCCCGCCUGGGAUCAAGUUACGUCUGGAGCUGCUCACCUGCGACUACAGUUACUGCAGUACUGCCAUGGGAGUGCAGAGCGGCGCUGUUACAGACGACCAGAUGUCGGCCUCUAGUUUUAAAGCCGGCUACCAGCCCUGGAGAGCGAGGCUAAACGGCACGAGGGCCUGGCAGAUGGACCCGGAAGACCGCGGGCAGUGGCUGCAGAUAGACCUGCUGCGAGACGUGCUGGUGACCGGGGUGCAGACGCAGGGGCUGAAGGGCGGGAAUGUGGAGUCCUACCGGCUGAUGUACUCAGGCGACGGCACGACGUUUGUGACAUACAAGAACAGCACCGGACAGGACAUGAUCUUUGACGGGCACACUGACGGAGACACCGUGGUGACACACGAACUGAGCCGGCCUGUAGUAGCUCGGUACCUACGGUUCAACCCACACACAUGGAAGGCCCGGUACCCUCGGAUGAGGGUCGAAGUACUGGGCUGCAACGAAAUUCCAUUGAGUCCGCCGAGCAACGUUAACGCGACGGCCGCUCCAGCUGCCGUGUCGGUGACGAGUGCCGCAUCACCCCUCACCGCUUCCAGCGAGCCGCCGAACACUGCCGCCCUGACAAUACCAGCAAGGGGGUCAUCACCGUCUUUAGCAGUGACGUCGUCUACAGGAAAAACUACAGAACAAAUUGCGAUCGGGUCCAGUACAGCCAUGACAGAGGCUCCCUCUACUACUGCAGUUCCGUGGCCAACGCCAAGUUGGACAGUACCCUCUAUCCCAGUUGAAGCCUGUAACCAGCCACUCGGGCUGGUGAGCGGCGCUAUUGCAGACGGCCAGCUGACGGCGUCCUCUGCGCAGCCUGGGUACGAGGCUUUUAAGGCGCGGAUCAACGGUACCCGAUCUUGGCACAUGGCGCAGCUAGACACGCAGCAAUGGCUACAGGUGGAUCUGGGCCAGCUGAAGAUCGUGACAGGUAUCCAGACCCAGGGGAAGUGGGGAGGGCACGUCAAGUCCUACAGGCUGCUGUUCCACGGACAGGACAUGACGGGGAACUGGACAGUGUACACACAACCCGGAGGGGGGCAGGUUCUGGAAGGCAACUCAGACGGUGAUUCUAUCGUCCAACACGACCUGCACGUUCCCAUGGUAACCAGGUACCUGCGCGUCAACCCGGUCACGUGGCCAGGCGUGCUGCCCCGUCUGCGAAUGGAAGUUCUAGGGUGUAACAUCUAUCCCGACUGUUACCACGCCAUGGGGAUGGAAGAUGGCGGCAUCACAGACGGCCAGGUGACGGCGUCAUCAGCGGUCCCUGGGCACGAGGCGUGGCGGGCCCGGCUGCACGGCCCCGCGCCCGGGGCGUGGCUGCCCAACGCUGGGGACGAGAAGCCGUGGCUACAGAUCGACCUGCUGCAGCCUACAGUGGUGACCGGGCUGGAGACACAGCCUCUCUGGGACGGGCCCACCAACUACCUGCCGACGACUGAGUACCGAAUUUACUGGUACCGGAAAUUCCAGCUGUUCUACUCGGACGACAGCAAUCAGUGGACGGUGUACAGCGACUCCAGUAGGACGGUGUCCGACGGAAGUCCCGGUACCGGGUACGUGAUGAGACAUACCCUAGCCACGCCGGUUGUGACGCGGUAUCUGCGGUUUCAGCCCCUGAAGUUCCCGGGCGCCCCGCAGGCACUCAGGCUGGAGGUGCUGGGCUGCACAGGUGGCUGGAAGCCAACCCCGUUGCCAUUGGUCACCACGGAGUCCCACGUAACUCCAGCCCAACUCCCACAGUCUACUGCCGUUUCUCCGUUCCAGUCAACAACAUCCAGACUCCCGCACACAACUACAACAGCCAGACCGGUAAUAUCCACAACAACACCAGUCAGGAAGACAGUACCACAGUCAACAACAACCAAACAUGAUAUCAUACACACCACAGAACAGCAGACAGCUCUACCUACAGACAGAACCACGGCAUUGCCACCUGAAGAAAAGUCUUCACUCCGCUCAACCUCUACUACUCGACUACUGACGACACCAGCACAAACCGUGGCAAGAUCUACGACUAAACAACCUUUGACGGAAUCUACCACAGUUAGAGUCACUAAUUCCCGGACUACAGGGGAAUCAAGGUCAAGUACUGCUUCGACACCAGCUCAAACUAUUGCAUGGUCUACGGCUAUGAAAUCUUUGGCGGAAUCUACCACACUGAGAGUCAGUAGUUCUCAAACUAUAGGAGACUCAAGCCCAAGCACAGCUUCGACAAUCUUUUACUCUGCAACAAAAUCAACACCAGACAAGAAAACAGAGUCUCCAAUCGUUAAAGCUGGAACGAAGGCAUCCAUAACAAAAGGUGUUACUGUGCCAAGUUCCACUCUACUGAGUUCUACAAGAAUGGAACAAGACCAUACUACUAGGAAAACGGCUACAGAACAAUUGAAUAAUGUUGGCACUACACAAUCAGCUUUAACCGAAAGACGAACAACGACUGGAAAGUUAAACAGAACGGACGAGUUUAGAAGUUCUGAGAAAAGAGACAAACAGAGGAGUGGAAGUGCGCGGAUUCUGUACAUCACGGUUGGAGUGAUAGGGGGCGCCGCUGUAAUUGCUGUCUUUAUAGCACUAGUGGCCUGCUCGCGGGCGAAGAGGCCUAAGAGAACUGACCGAGUCAUGCUAAUGGAGGAAUUCAGCAUAGACAGCUCCCCUCUUCACAACAUGGGGGAGUUUAUAGAUGCAUCAGAUAAUCCUACAAAUGACAGUGUAACAGAGGACACCACAGGUCUACUAGAACAUGGCGGAGACAACCUGACAUAUCAAACGUGAUAGAAAGUGAAAAAUGUACAUAUACAGGUUAUAUCUUACUGUUGACAGUAUUCUUCUAAUAGUUACAACGCAUAUACUAUAUACUAACCUUUGGUGGCAGUGGUUUUGCCAAUAAAGGCUUUCUAAAGCUUGUUGUGUUGCCUGUUCUUUAUGAUACUGAAGAGUAAAGAAUGUAGACAAGAUAUUAAUCGUCAAGUAGCAAGAUGAAGAUGUCCACAAUACAGCGAUGCAGAAGUACGAUACAAAAGUAUCAUAUCCACACAGUACAUGUACAGUGUCGGAUAAGAACACAUUACUUCAUCGUAAAUCAUAUAUAAUUAUGUAAACAACUGAUGGAAGGCCGACACAUGUUAGGACUACAAUAAUACUAGUGUACGCUCAAACCGCCGACUGAAGUGUGCCGAUUUCGGAGGAAUGUACGCUCAAAACCGGAGGAACGUCCGCUCAC
Molecule: messenger RNA, 4873 nt
Organism: Branchiostoma belcheri (Belcher's lancelet)
Lineage: Eukaryota; Metazoa; Chordata; Leptocardii; Amphioxiformes; Branchiostomatidae
Exons: 24
Coding region: 412-4425 (1337 amino acids)
Molecular function (GO): calcium ion binding
Source: RefSeq, a predicted model, not a curated record